Mus pahari (shrew mouse) is the source of this 6903-nucleotide messenger RNA. RefSeq names its product methylenetetrahydrofolate reductase (gene Mthfr). Gene Ontology annotation, biological process: tetrahydrofolate interconversion. The record is from RefSeq and is a predicted model, not a curated record. The coding region runs from base 994 to 3081 and encodes 695 amino acids. Lineage: Eukaryota; Metazoa; Chordata; Mammalia; Rodentia; Muridae. The transcript is spliced from 12 exons. Gene Ontology annotation, molecular function: FAD binding; methylenetetrahydrofolate reductase [NAD(P)H] activity. Gene Ontology annotation, cellular component: cytosol.
AAAACAAAACAAACAAAUAAACAAAGAAAUGCUUAAACCUUGGAGCAGUUUGCGGUGCCCGAGUCAGCUCCUCUGUUUUUGUUCCAGCAGUGAAAAUGAGGCAUUUCCCCUGGGUGGAGGAGGAAGGUCUUUCUCACUCUCUAUGAAAACCUGGCAGUUUUAGGUCAGUUUUAGUGGCACAGAUAGAUUGGGAGACACUGGCACUAAGUCUGGAGUCUGGGAGGGGAAGCAGCAAUGGAUUUCUUCCGAUUCUUGAGGUUGAGACCCACAAUGGUACACUGACUUAGGGUGGGAGUUUCUGGAAAGAAACAAACCUGAUCUAGCCGUUUCUCAGUUGCUCCACAUCACCACGCAGAUAGCCACUACUGUGCAGUGGUAGUGUUUGCUUCUUUUCCAAACUAGACUGCAGUAUGGCCCUGUGCCCUGUUGGAAGGGCAUAUGUGGUAGACUGUGGUCACUGAUCCUUUUGACUUAAUUGGCAUGUUUAGGGAGCGCUGCUACCAAGGCAGGCGCAGAUGGGACAACCUUUGUUCAGAGUUGGACAUAAAUCCCUACCCUUGGUGACUUCAGUCCACCUGCCUCUGCAGCCCAGCCCUUGGCAAGUUCUAGCUCACAACACAACAGUCUUUGAAACAGUGUGAUCUCAGGAGAUCAGGCUGCCUGGCCAUGCUGCAGAAAGCCUAUAACAUGUUCCAGGGGAGGCCAGCCACAGUGAGCUGUUCUUUCUUUGGUGGGGGAAAUCUAGUGAUCCUGAAUGGCUAAUAGCCUAAUCUCCUCUAACGCCUGCAGUCGCUGCCUGCCCACUCCUCCCCUCCCCCACUCAUCUUCCUCCUCUGACUUGCGCCUGAGCCUUCUCCAGCUGGGAAACCUUACUCCCGCCCCUUUGCGUGGCCCCAGCUUCAGCUCGGGGCUCUUUGUCACAGCUCCGCCCAGUUGGGCACACCCUCCAGGAAAGGUUCCUUCCCUACUCACUCUGGGUCUAAGCAGAUCGGGAUGAACCUUCAAAAAGCCAAGGUUCUCCCAACUGGGCACUGUUAUCCAUCCCUGGGGAUGUGGGCCCCAGAGGCGGGCUGCCUGAGGCUUUCUGUGCCACCCUCCAUCAGCAGGAAUCCAGCCAUGGUGAACGAGGUCAGAGGAAGUGGCAGUUCCAACCCCCGAUCUGAGGGCAGCAGCAGUGGCAGCGAGAGUUCCAAGGACAGCUCGAGAUGUUCCACCCCCAGCCUGGACCCAGACCGGCACGAGAGACUCCGGGAGAAGAUGAGGCGCAGAAUGGACUCUGGUGACAAGUGGUUCUCCCUGGAGUUCUUCCCUCCACGGACUGCUGAGGGAGCUGUUAACCUCAUCUCCAGGUUUGACCGGAUGGCAGCAGGGGGCCCCCUCUUCGUAGAUGUUACCUGGCACCCGGCUGGAGACCCUGGCUCAGACAAGGAGACCUCCUCCAUGAUGAUCGCCAGCACGGCCGUAAACUACUGCGGCUUGGAAACCAUCCUGCACAUGACCUGCUGCCAGCAGCGCCAGGAGGAGAUCACAGGCCAUCUGCACAGAGCCAAGCAGCUCGGCCUGAAGAACAUAAUGGCGCUGAGGGGAGACCCUGUAGGUGACCACUGGGAGACAGAGGAAGGAGGCUUCAGCUAUGCCACGGACCUGGUGAAGCACAUCCGGAACGAGUUUGGCGACUAUUUUGACAUCUGUGUGGCAGGUUACCCCAGAGGCCACCCCGAUGCAGAGAGCUUCGAGGAUGACCUGAAGCAUUUGAAGGAGAAGGUAUCCGCAGGCGCCGACUUCAUUAUCACUCAGCUCUUCUUUGAGGCCAGCGCUUUCUUCAGCUUUGUGAAGGCCUGCACAGAGAUAGGCAUCUCUUGCCCUAUCCUGCCUGGAAUCUUCCCUAUUCAGGGCUACACCUCCCUUCGGCAGCUUGUAAAACUGUCUAAGCUGGAGGUGCCACAGAAGAUCAAGGAUGUAAUUGAGCCAAUCAAAGACAACGAUGCUGCCAUCCGCAACUAUGGUAUCGAGCUGGCUGUGAGCCUGUGCCGGGAGCUGCUGGACAGUGGCUUGGUGCCAGGCCUCCACUUCUAUACCCUCAACCGCGAGGUGGCCACCAUGGAGGUGCUAAAGCAACUGGGCAUGUGGACUGAGGACCCCAGGCGGCCCCUGCCCUGGGCUCUCAGUGCGCAUCCCAAGCGCCGGGAGGAAGAUGUCCGUCCCAUCUUCUGGGCCUCCAGACCAAAGAGCUACAUCUACCGCACACAGGGCUGGGAUGAGUUUCCUAAUGGCCGCUGGGGUAAUUCUUCCUCGCCAGCCUUUGGGGAGCUAAAAGACUACUACCUCUUCUACCUGAAAAGCAAGUCCCCCAGGGAGGAGCUGCUGAAGAUGUGGGGUGAGGAGCUCACCAGUGAAGAGAGCGUCUUUGAAGUCUUUGAACACUACCUCUCAGGAGAGCCGAAUCGCCAUGGCUACAAAGUAACCUGCCUGCCCUGGAACGAUGAGCCCCUGGCAGCGGAAACCAGCCUGAUGAAGGAAGAGCUGCUCCGCGUGAACAGGCUGGGCAUCCUCACCAUCAACUCUCAGCCCAACAUCAAUGCAAAGCCGUCCUCAGACCCUGUUGUGGGCUGGGGGCCCAGUGGGGGCUAUGUCUUCCAGAAGGCCUACCUGGAGUUCUUCACCUCCCGUGAAACUGUGGAGGCGCUUCUGCAGGUGCUGAAGACAUAUGAGCUCCGGGUCAACUACCACAUCGUGGAUGUGAAGGGAGAGAACAUCACUAAUGCCCCUGAGCUGCAGCCCAACGCCGUGACGUGGGGUAUCUUCCCGGGUCGAGAGAUCAUCCAGCCUACUGUGGUGGAUCCCAUCAGCUUCAUGUUCUGGAAGGAUGAGGCCUUUGCCCUGUGGAUCGAGCAGUGGGGCAAGUUAUACGAAGAGGAGUCGCCGUCCCGCAUGAUCAUCCAGUACAUCCAUGACAACUAUUUCCUGGUCAACCUGGUGGACAAUGAGUUCCUGCUGGAGAGCUGCCUGUGGCAGGUGGUAGAGGACACGUUUGAGCUGCUCAACAGGCACACCACGAAGAAAGAGACACAGGCCCCAUGAGCCUGCAUCCCAGUAUCUUCCUUGCCUGGAACCCCUCUCCCUCAUCUUUCUACAGAGGAUAAUGGCAGCUAGACUGGCAGGAGCACCCCUGCUCUGGCUGGACCAGAGAUGCCCAUCAAGGAGGCUGAUGCUCUCUGCUCAAGCCCAGAGCCCAUGUUCUUGCUGUGGCAAGCGCCUCCAUCCUCAGGGGGAGGAGACCAGAGAUUGCUCAGCACUGCACCAAGACAGCCUCCAGGAGGUGAACUUUGACCUGGGGUCUAUGUGAGAUAGACAGUAGGCACUGUGAAAUACUGAAGGAGGUAGGAAGAGAUGUGCAAACGAGGGUACAAAACCUCCUCCCUACUCAGCGGGCUACACACCAGGGCCCCAGGAGAGGCCUGGCUGGCAACACAAGCCUUUCUUGCCAUCUUAGGCCAAAGAGUGCAGUUCUGUCUCUUCCACGGGGCUUCAGAAGGUUGGUUGUGGCUGUUCUGUGGCUGAGAAGAAAGUGCCCCUUAAGGGUUAAAAGCGUUCUGUCCUCAAUGGAGGCUUGCUCUUGGCCUUGAUUUCUGUCCUCUUAAUGAGAUUCACCUGGGCAGGGCCCAGCUCCGCCUGUGGCUGUGUGCAGCCUGCUCCCUGGCUUCUAAGCAGACUCUCCUGCCAGCUGCUGUCUUCUCUGUUGGGCCUAGACUAGGACCUGUCCCUGGCAUUCCUCCCCAGUCAGCCCUCAGGCCUGGCUGCCUGGGGCAGUGACUGGCAGACACAGAUGACUGCUCCCAGCCUGCUGGUCUUGUUUGAGUCAGGGAACGGGAGAAAGCUGUCUAUAGAGCAACUUAGGUAGAGCAGGGGGUUCCCUCCCCUCGUCUCCCAGGCCUAGGUGACCGCAGUGGAGAGUAGCCUUGGAGAGACUGAGCAGAAGCAGCCAGGAGGAGGGGGUCCUUUUAUUGUCCCAGAGCUCCAGGCGCUGGCUCCUCCAUCUGCGGGCCUGUCCCCUCCCUCGGGAGGCUGGGCUUGGUUCUGCUUAGUUCUUGGGAUUAUUUCAUAGCUGCUGCUGGGCCCUACUCACUCCACGCCUGCUACAUCUGAGCCACUGUUAACUGUCUCCAGGGGCACAGCCUGCUGCUGGUUCUCGUGGGCUCUUGGCUAACAAACGCUGGUGCCACUUUUCAAAGGCCUUAAGGCAAGACAGGGCAGGAAGUACUGCUUGUCUCAGGCUCCCUCUAGGGCCUGUACUGGGCCUGUCAGACUGACACCUAAGCCAUGUUCUGUGUGUCUCAACCAGAGGCCCUUUCCUCUGCCCUGGCAGCCAGCCCACUCUGUCUCUGCCCAAAUAUCUAGGCUCAGAAUAGACUGGACUUGUGACCUGGGAAGCUAUGCCCAGUGACCUGGGUCUGUUCUGGACCCAGGCCCUGCAAGGACCACACGGGGAGCCACUGCAACAAACAGACUGGUUCUCAGACUGAGUGAAACUGACACUUGGCUGGGCUUAAGGCCACUAGUCAAGGACUAAUGUCUAGGCUGUGUGCUCUGUAACCAAUGGCCAACUCAACUGAAUGAGGAUAGCCCAGGGUGGUGAGCAGGGACACCCCUCCCCUCUCCCUGGCUCAGCCUGUAGGUAGCACUGGUCUUGGAAGGCUGGCUGGGUGAAGCGAGGUAAAGUCACCUGGGAAAGGACCCAGCGCUCUUCUCUCUAGUGUAGCUGUUGAGCCACCCGGAGCUGAAGGCCCUUUUUCUACCAUGUCUUCCACGCCUGUUCCAGGAGCUAUUGUCUGAACUACAGAGAGUUGAUAGAAAAGACCCUCUGCCAUCCUGUCAGCCCUGGCCCUUCUGCUGCCACCCCAGGGUGAAGGAGAUGUGACAAGGGGCCAUCACCUAAGAAAUGUUACCAGGUGAGCACACCUCAGCCCAUCCCUGAGGCUUUGGACAUGAGAUGCAGUUAGAAUCUCCAGUUAGCCAAGGGAAAGAUAGGAUGAGCGGGGAGUCGCUCCCAGAGCCUCUGCCUGGAACAGAGGAGCUAAGCCUCCCUACCAGAGCCCUAGACAGCUGCUCCACCCAGUGAACAUCUACCCAGCAUUGCCAUGCCCUUGCCAGGCUCCAGGCCUGCCGGGAAACCCAACUAUGCCAACACUGUAGGUGCCUGUUCCUGCAGGCCAAGAAUGUCUAACCUCUUCAAGGGCAAAGAGCAAGAGGCCCAGGCUCAGCCAUCCUGCCAGAGUUGAGAAGCCCUGGCCUGAGCAAACUGACCACCCCUCCCAUGCACAGCUGACCCUGUCCUUUGAGGUGCCUGGCUUUGGCCCUCCAGGGCCCUGGUCUCAGAGCUGCGGGACUCACCUAGUCCUGUAGGGGGCCAGUGAAGGGCCAUGCAGGCAGUGGCAGCCAGAACUCGAGGGCUGGGCAGAGGGGUCUCUCUGUGUCACCUGGAAAGGAAACUUGGAUCAGGAGAGGAUGAUGUCUUGAUUUAGAAGAACAGAAGACACCCCCCACCCCCCCAAGUCUCCAGGCUGUGGGCUGGCCCAAGGCACUAACGGGAAAAGAAGGGAAUUCUUCAAAUAGCUGGGACAUUCAAGAAGAGAUGGACAGGGGCAUUGUUUCAAAGAGCUUGGCCUAAGGGCUGAGACCCAAGGACUCAGCUCCUUACUCAAAGCCUGGGUUGUGGUCCUCUGUAUGCCUCGUCCAUGUGGCCAUGCCAGGCUGGGCAGCACACCCUCUACAGCAGGUGGCCAGCAGCUGUGAGUCUGAAGGGAGAGCAGGGGACAAGGAACAACUGCAGUGGGCUUGACCCCGCUGACCAAGAGGGGGUCCUGCCUGCCUCUUGCCAGAGCAGGCUCCCACCUGUGUGCAUAAUGGGGCUCUUCACCUGACACUCAGAAGUUCCAAGAUCCCCAGACGAGCCAAGCCACCAGUACAUGGCACAGCUCCCUCUGAGCAUCCUCCCCGCUGGCUGAAGACAUGUAAGCAGAGGCUGGCUCGGUACUAGCUGCCCUGUGGUGGAGCUCAGGCCAGCCCUGAAGUUGAUACUAUGCUCCUGGAUUAAGCCUUAGAUGUUGCCGAAGCCUUGCCUCUCACAUGUGGCCUGAUUCCAAGGUCUGUGCUCCCAGCUUAUGCACCAUACAUAGGGGACUCGCAGCACCACAGGAUGGCUCGCCACCUGCACAUGUUGCCAGGGGAAGGCUACCUGGGCAUGCAGGACCCUGGGUCCCAUUCUCAGUGUCUGUGUGUUUCUAGAAACCUCAGUUUAUCAGCAUAUCAGCCCUGCCUUCACUAACCAGAGAAAGUGGUAGUGUACUGGUGAAAUUUCACAAUGUUGAGGCAAGAAGACCAGAGGCUGCCUCGCGAGCUUGAAGCCACCUAGGCUGUACAAGCUGGGUCUGCAAAGCCUGUAACAUCAGCAAGUCCAGCAGUAUGAGGCCCAUGGUGCACCAUCACCCUGAGCCCAUAGAGGACUCUGAAACCCAGCCAGGCUAGUCUCGCAAUUCCGUUUCAAAGGCAAAGCCACUUUGAUGGUUUAUGUUCUUUCCAAAGUUAAUUCUGUUCUUCUGGCAAUCUGAAGCAAGACUCUUGGGGAUGCCAGAUUGUCCUUGGGAACGCUGUCUAGCCUGUCAGGAACUUGGGCUGAGUCCCCUAGUUACAUCUGCAGACCUCUAGGCAGUGCUGUUUCUUGCACCUGGCAUUUGUGAUCCCUCCUGAUAGGCCUUCAGCCCCUCACUGUUGUCAGAGCUAAGAACUUCUGGUCUGAAGGUGACCUUUUGGUGCAAAAAAGAAAAAAAACACAAAUUUCUACUUUAUUUUCUGAAAUGAGUACGUUUCAUUUUUCCAAUAAAAAAUUUUAAAAGUUGCUGUCUC